Phytophthora infestans T30-4 is the source of this 486-nucleotide messenger RNA. RefSeq lists its product as uncharacterized. The record is from RefSeq and is a predicted model, not a curated record. Lineage: Eukaryota; Oomycota; Peronosporomycetes; Peronosporales; Peronosporaceae. Bases 1 to 486 code for a protein of 161 amino acids. The transcript is spliced from 2 exons.
AUGGUGGGCUUCCCUGUUGACGUAAUUAAAGCUCCAGAGCUGACCAGCUGGGAGCACGCUGCUCUGAUUGAGUGGCAUCGUGAGUGGGAGCGUUGCGUGGAAAAGAUUCGCCACCGAUGCUCCACCACGGGUGAGACGUACGGCAAUGUUGUUGCAACUGUCAAGGGCUCGGUGAGAUGGCAGACGCUUAAUAUCCUGGCUAAGUACGUGCUCAAUAAGCCUAUUGCGUCGGUAACCGACGCGGACAUUAUGAGUGUUGUCGAAGCACGCUGUCGUACGCUCAAAAACGAGUUCGUUCCUGACGUCUCGUCGCUGUUCCGUACGAACCUAAGGAUGAACAUGACAAUUGAUGACUGCGAUGCACGCAUCUUCCGCUACUAUGAAGAUUUUAACGGGAUUGUGGAGGCCAAUGGGCUACAAGGGCUGAUUGGGAACGAGAAUGAAGCGGACGCAGGCUACAAGAAUAGAAUUAAGGCCCAGGCGUGA